AUGGAAUUUUUCUCUAGACACCUUGUUGUUGCUCAACAAAACAAGAUUCUAAAAGGCAUUAAAGUGGCUGCUAAUUCUCUAGCUAUUAAUCAUCUACUUUUUGCAGAUGACUUCUUGAUUUUCACUCAAGCAAAUACUACUUCAACUAAUAAACUUCUAACUCUACUUCAUGAUUUCAGCUCACAGUCAGGGCAAGUAAUCAAUUUUGAGAAAUCUGAUGUUCAAUUCAGUCGAGCUACUAUGGUUAAGCAAGUUCUUAAUUCACUCCCAGUCUAUCAAAUGGGGUCUUUCAAGCUGACAGAUAAAUUAUGUAAGAAGUUAACAACCAUCCAGCGGAAAUUUUUCUGGGGACAUUCUUCAAACAAAGGUUUCAAUCCUAUUUCCUACUCUAAGUUGUGUAAACCAAAAGAUUUUGGAGGUUUAGCAUUUAGAGACAUGGAAAAACUUAAUCUAGCCUUACUCACCAAACUUGCUUGGAGAGUCUGCACUGAGAAUGAUCAGCUUUGGGUAAAACUUCUGGGAAGUAAGUACUUCAAGUAUGGAAAUAUUCUUCAUCAAACCCUAGAAGCUAAAAAUUGUUCAUAUAUGUGGAAUGGAAUCAUUAAAGGUCUCCAGAUCAUCCAGAAAAACUACUUCAUGGAGGUAAAUAACGGAAGGAAAACAAAAAUUUGGAUUGAUAAGUGGAUUAAUGGUCUGGAUCAUCCUCCACUUCUAGCUAAUGAUUUGCACAGAUUCUAUCAAGAUGUCUCUUAA
Molecule: messenger RNA, 753 nt
Organism: Papaver somniferum (opium poppy)
Lineage: Eukaryota; Viridiplantae; Streptophyta; Magnoliopsida; Ranunculales; Papaveraceae
Exons: 2
Coding region: 1-753 (250 amino acids)
Source: RefSeq, a predicted model, not a curated record